This is a messenger RNA of Salvia miltiorrhiza (redroot sage), 1910 nucleotides long. Its product is annotated as cytochrome P450 86A1-like. The record is from RefSeq and is a predicted model, not a curated record. Bases 163 to 1725 code for a protein of 520 amino acids. Gene Ontology annotation, molecular function: heme binding; oxidoreductase activity, acting on paired donors, with incorporation or reduction of molecular oxygen; monooxygenase activity. The transcript has a single exon. Lineage: Eukaryota; Viridiplantae; Streptophyta; Magnoliopsida; Lamiales; Lamiaceae.
AUAUCGACCCCAAAUCUUCUCCUUCAUCCCCUAAAAUUUUCCCAACAACUCUCUCCUAAUCUUCUCUUUUAUCACAACUUUCUAGAUAUAACCUUCCACAUUCAUUUCCCAAUUUCGUACUCUUUUACUAAUAAUUAUCACUAAUAAUUCUCUAGAAAACUCAUGGAAACUGUACUACUCUUCUUCACCUUAGCAGCCGCCACAUCGGCCUAUCUCCUAUGGUUCUCCCUCCUCGCCCGCAAACUCACCGGCCCGACCGCGUGGCCGCUGGUCGGCAGCCUCCCGUACCUCUACUUGAACCGGCGGCGGAUCCAUGACUGGAUCUCCGGCAACCUCCAAACCACCGGAGGCGCCGCCACGUACCAAACCUGCACCAUUGCCAUCCCCUUCCUGGCCAAAAAGCAAGGCUUCUACACCGUGACAUGCCACCCGAAAAACAUCGAGCACAUCCUCCGAACCCGGUUCGACAACUACCCGAAGGGGCCGACGUGGCAGACCGCCUUCCACGACCUUCUAGGGCAAGGCAUAUUCAACAGCGACGGCGAGACGUGGCUCAUACAGCGCAAGACCGCCGCCCUCGAGUUCACCACCCGCACCCUCCGCCAGGCCAUGAACCGCUGGGUGAACCGGACGGUCCGAACCCGGCUCUGGGUCAUCCUCGAGAAGGCCGCCCUGGACCGGACCCCGGUCGACCUGCAGGACCUGCUGCUCCGCCUCACCUUCGACAACAUCUGCGGCCUCACGUUUGGGAAAGACCCGGAGACACUGUCCCCGGGCCUCCCGGAGAAUCCCUUCGCCGUGGCCUUCGACUCCGCCACGGAGGCCACGCUGCAGCGGCUGCUGUACCCCGGCUUCCUGUGGCGGGUGAAGAACUUCUUGGACGUCGGGGCGGAGAAGAGGCUGCGGAAGAGCCUGCAGAUCGUGGAGGAGUACAUGAGCGGCGCGCUCGAGGCGAGGAAGGAGGCGCCGUCGGACGACCUGCUGUCGCGGUUCAUGAAGAAGAGAGACGCCGACGGGAAUCCCUUUCCGAGCUCGGUGCUCAAGCGGAUCGCGCUCAACUUCGUUCUGGCGGGAAGGGACACGUCAUCGGUGGCGCUCAGCUGGUUCUUCUGGAUGGUGAUGAGCACGCGCCGCGUCGAGGAGAGGAUCGUGGAGGAGAUCUCCGCGGUCCUCGCCGAGAGCCGCGGCGCCCACGUGGGGAAGUGGGUCGAGGAGCCGCUGACGUUCGAUGAGGCUGACCGGCUGGUGUAUCUGAAGGCGGCGCUGGCGGAGACGCUGCGCUUGUAUCCGUCGGUGCCGGAGGAUUUCAAGUACGUGGUGGCGGAUGAUGUUUUGCCCGACGGGAGCGUGGUGCCGGCGGGGUCCACGGUGACUUAUUCGAUAUACUCGAUGGGGAGGAUGGGGAGUGUUUGGGGGGAGGACUGCGAGGACUUCAGGCCGGAGAGGUGGCUGUCGCCGGCCGGGGAUAGCUUCCAGCCGCCCAAGGACGGGUACAGGUUUGUGGCGUUUAACGGCGGCCCGCGGACGUGCUUGGGGAAGGACUUGGCUUACUUGCAGAUGAAGGCGGUGGCGGCCGCCGUGCUGCUCCGGUACCGGCUGACGCUGCAGCCGGGGCACCGGGUGGAGCAGAAGAUGUCUUUGACUCUGUUCAUGAGGAAUGGGCUGAGGGUGUACUUGAAGCCGCGGGACCUGGUGGCGCCGCCGAAAGCCGCCGUGUCUGCGUAAGUGAGAGGGGAGAAGUGGUCGUUUCAAGUUUCUUGAGUUUUUUUUCACAUAUAUAAGUUUGGGUGUAUACUACGUCUGUUGUAUGAAUAUGUGUUCAUUUAAGUGUUAGAAUGAAUGAUAUAUAACAUCAUUUAUUGGAAAAGUUUACAUCAAUAAUAGAGAGUAUAUAUGUUGCUCGUGUCUAA